This is a messenger RNA of Ricinus communis (castor bean), 1079 nucleotides long. RefSeq names its product 2-hydroxyisoflavanone dehydratase. Lineage: Eukaryota; Viridiplantae; Streptophyta; Magnoliopsida; Malpighiales; Euphorbiaceae. The coding region runs from base 1 to 945 and encodes 314 amino acids. The transcript has a single exon. Gene Ontology annotation, molecular function: hydrolase activity. The record is from RefSeq and is a predicted model, not a curated record.
AUGCAAUCGAAUUUGAGCAUUAGUAGUAAGGUAGCCCAUGAUUUCUUUCCCUUUUUCAAAGUACAUGAAGGUGGCAACAUAGCCAGAUAUGUGCCUAUUGAAAAAACAUCACCUUAUGAUGAUCCUUGCACGGGUAUUAGAUCCAAAGAUGUGGUUAUAUCAUUCAAACCUACAAUCUCUGCUCGUAUUUUUAUACCCAAAAUUCAAAACCCAACCAUCAAACUCCCCAUUCUUGUUUACUUUCAUGGAGGUGGGUUUUCACUAAGAUCAGCUUUUGACCCACUUUAUCAUGAAUACAUAUCUUCUCUUGUCAAAGAAGCUAAUAUCAUUGUUGUCUCAGUCGAGUACAGGUUAGCUCCAAAGCAUCCAAUACCAGCAUGCUAUGAUGAUUCUUGGGCAGCCUUGCAAUGGGUAACUUCCCAUGCAAAUGGAAAUGACCAAGAACCAUGGUUGAGUAAUCAUGGAGAUUUAGGAAGGAUUUUCAUUGGUGGUGAUAGUGCUGGAGCAAACAUAUCAUAUAACUUAGCAGUGAGGAUUGGCUCAUCUGGGCUAGCAAGGAUCAAAUUAGAAGGAACGGUUUUGGUGCACCCUUAUUUUAUGGGUGUAGAUAAGCUUGAUAAGAUGUGGUUGUAUAUGUGCCCUAGAAAUGAUGGAUUGGAGGAUACUAGGAUAAAAGCAACGAAGGAAGAUCUUGCUAGAAUUGGGUGUAAGAGAGUGAUAGUUUUCGUAGCUGGAAAAGAUCAAUUAAGAGAUGCUGCUAUAUCUUUCUACGAGGAAUUGAAGAAAAGUGGAUGGAAAGGAAAGGUGAAGAUUGUAAUAAAUGAAGGGGUAGGUCAUGUGUUUCAUUUGUUUAAGCCAAGGAGUGAGCAGGCUUUGUUUCUUAUGAAAGAAUUUGUUUCUUUCAUUAAAAUCCACGAAGUGGAGGUUUUGAAAAGCAUGAUUUGAUGAUAUUAAUCAUCAUUAAUGCUUUUUAGUUGUUUAAGAACAAAAAUUGGAAAAGAAUGCUUCAGUUUUGGUUUUAAUAUUGAACAACAUAACUUACAUUAUAGUUGGAGAAACAUAUUCAAAUGGUUGGAAGA